CUUUGGUCCAGGCGUGCAGAGGAUCACCACCUCUGUCAAAAAUAGACCUGAGCACUGAGCGGGGCCUGGGGCGACAACGGCGGACAAACAGAAGUCUACCUAGGACCCAGACAUGGAGGCGAACGGAGAGAUGGAAAUGUUGGCCGCAGCCAAACGUCAACAAAAUGGAGAUUUAAGUGACUAUGAUGAAAAGAAGAAGGAAGAAAAACCACCAAAGGUCCCCCAGGUCGGCCCCAUUGAUCUGUUCAGGUUUGCGAACGGCGUGGACAUUCUGCUGAUCCUAAUUGGGACAGUGAUGGCCAUGGUCAACGGGGUAGUGCUUCCUCUCAUGUGUGUUGUGUUUGGAGACAUGACAGACAGCUUCAUAAGUAACGCCAAGUAUUCCCACAUCAGCAGGAACAACCCCAAUUUUGCCAACCUCACGAAAAACAGCACCUUACAAGAGGACAUGCAGGGCUUUGCCAUCUACUACUCCAUCAUGGGGGCCAUGGUGCUGGUGGCAGCCUACAUGCAGGUGGCCUUCUGGACCCUGGCAGCUGGGCGCCAGGUCAAACGCAUCCGCAGAUUGUUUUUCCACUGCAUCAUGCAACAAGAAAUCGGCUGGUUUGAUGUCAACGAGACAGGAGAGCUCAACACACGUCUCACAGAUGACGUCUAUAAGAUUCAGGAGGGUAUUGGUGACAAGACGGGGAUGCUGAUCCAGGCCUUCACCACCUUCCUCGCAUCCUUUAUCAUCGGCUUCAGCAAAGGCUGGAAACUCACUCUCGUCAUUCUGUCUGUGAGCCCUCUGCUGGGCAUUUCAGCUGCACUUUACAGUAAGGUGCUGGCCACUUUCACUAGUAAAGAGCAGACUGCAUAUGCCAAAGCUGGAGCUGUGGCAGAAGAGGUGCUCUCGGCUAUUAGGACAGUGUUUGCCUUCAGUGGUCAGGACAAAGAAAUCAGCAGAUAUAACAAGAACUUGGAGAAUGCUAAAAACAUGGGGGUAAAGAAGGCGAUGUCUGCUAACAUUGCCAUGGGCUUCACUUUUAUGAUGAUCUACGUGUCCUAUGCCCUGGCCUUCUGGUACGGAAGUACGCUCGUCCUGAGUAGAGAGUACACCGUUGGGACUCUACUCACCGUGUUCUUCGUGGUGCUUAUUGGAGCAUUCACUGUGGGACAGACUUCUCCCAACAUCCAGACCUUUGCCAGUGCCCGGGGAGCUGCACAUAAAGUGUACAGCAUUAUUGAUCAUAAACCAAGCAUCGACAGCUUUUCAGAGGCCGGUUUCAAGCCUGACUCUAUCAGCGGAGACAUAGAGUUCAAGGAUAUCCACUUCAACUAUCCUGCAAGGCCAGAUGUCAAAAUAUUAAAUAACUUGUGUCUGAGCGUGAAGAGUGGACAGACCAUUGCCUUGGUGGGUAGCAGCGGCUGUGGUAAAAGCACCACGAUCCAGUUGCUGCAGAGGUUCUACGAUCCUCUGGAAGGAUCUGUAUUUAUUGACCGUCACGACAUCCGUUCUCUUAACAUCCGCUACCUGAGAGAGAUGAUUGGAGUGGUGAGUCAGGAGCCCAUCCUCUUUGCCACCACCAUAGCUGAGAACAUCAGAUACGGCCGCCCUGAUGUGACGCAGAAGGAGAUCGAACAAGCUACUAAGGAGGCUAAUGCUUACGACUUCAUCAUGAACCUUCCCGAUAAGUUUGAGACGCUGGUUGGAGACCGAGGGACUCAGAUGAGCGGAGGACAGAAGCAGAGGAUUGCGAUUGCUCGAGCUCUGGUCCGCAACCCCAAAAUCCUUCUGCUGGACGAAGCCACAUCUGCACUUGAUGCUGAGAGUGAGACCAUUGUGCAGGCUGCACUUGACAAGGUCCGACAGGGUCGUACCACCAUCAUUGUUGCCCACCGCCUCUCAACCAUCAGAAAUGCUGACUUAAUCGCUGGCAUCCAGAACGGUCAAGUUGUAGAGCUAGGGACUCACAGCGAACUGAUGGAAAAAGAGGGAGUCUACCAUACACUGGUCACCAUGCAGACCUUUCAGCAAAUAGAGGAUGAGGAGGCAGACAGCGAGCUGUUUGAGAGUGAGAAGAGCCCAUUAGUCAAGUCCCCCUCUAAGUCCUCUCUGCACAGAAGAAAGUCCACAAGAGGCUCCUCGUUUGCUGCCUCAGAAGGAGAUAAAGAGGAAAAACAAAAGUUCAAGCAUGACCAGGCAGAAGAGGAAGAAGAUGUUCCCCCUGUGUCGUUCAUUAAAGUGCUGCGUCUAAACGUUGCUGAGUGGCCGUACAUUCUAGUGGGAACCAUCAGUGCCAUAAUCAACGGAGCAAUGCAGCCACUGUUCGCUGUCAUCUUCUCCAAGAUCAUUGUUAUUUUUGCAAACCCAGAUCCAGAAGUUGUGAGGGAAAAAUCUAUAUUAUUUUCCCUGAUGUUUGUUGCUAUUGGAGUUGCGUCCUUUUUCACCAUGUUUCUACAGGGUUACUGUUUUGGUAAAUCUGGAGAGACUCUGACCCAGAAGCUGAGACUCAAGGCCUUUACGGCCAUGAUGAGACAGGACCUCGGCUGGUUUGACAACUCCAAAAACAGUGUUGGAGCGCUCACUACAAGACUGGCCACAGACGCUGCCCAGGUGCAAGGGGCUGCAGGAGUACGUUUGGCUACAAUCACGCAGAACUUCGCCAACAUGGGAACCAGCGUGAUCAUCUCUUUUGUGUACGGCUGGGAGCUGACCCUGCUUAUCUUGGCUUUGGUGCCCAUCUUGGCAAUGGCUGGAGCUGCAGAGAUGAAUCUGCUCACCGGACAUGCUUCCGAAGACAAGAAGGAGCUGGAGAAGGCUGGAAAGAUCGCUACAGAGGCCAUCGAGAAUAUCCGUACUGUCGUCUCUCUCAACAGAGAACCCAAGUUUGAGUCUUUAUAUCAGGAAAACCUCCAAGUGCCAUACAAGAACUCCAAGAAAAAAGCCCAUGUGUAUGGUUUUACCUUCUCCUUCUCCCAGUCCAUGAUCUACUUUGCUUAUGCAGGCUGUUUCCGCUUUGGAGCUUGGCUCAUUAACGAAGGAAGGAUGGAUACUGAGGGAGUAUUCCUUGUGGUUACAGCUAUUCUGUACGGCGCCAUGGCUAUCGGAGAGGCCAACACCUUCGCUCCAAACUAUGCUAAGGCCAAACUGUCAGCUUCCCACCUCAUGAUGCUGAUAAACAAAGUGCCCGCCAUUGAUAAUCUUUCACAGGAGGGACAGUCCCCGGAGAACUUUAAUGGUAACGUGAGCUUUGACGACGUUAAGUUCAACUACCCUUCGCGCCCUGAUGUGCCCAUCCUCCAAGGGCUGAAUCUGAAUGUGAAAAUGGGAGAGACUCUGGCGUUGGUGGGGAGCAGCGGCUGUGGAAAGAGCACCACCAUCCAGCUGCUGGAGAGGUUCUAUGACCCCAGAGAGGGGAGAGUGGUGCUGGACAAUAUGAAUGUAAAAGAGCUGAACAUCCACUGGUUGAGGGCCCAGAUAGGCAUCGUAUCCCAGGAGCCCGUGCUGUUCGACUGCACCUUAGGCGAAAACAUCGCCUAUGGAGACAACAGCCGCUCUGUAACAAUGGAGGAGAUAGAGGCGGCUGCUAGAGCGGCCAACAUUCACAACUUCAUCGAAAACCUGCCGGAGAAGUAUAACACUCAGGCGGGCGACAAGGGAGCGCAGCUGUCAGGUGGUCAGAAGCAGCGAAUCGCCAUAGCCCGAGCCAUCCUCCGCAACCCCAAAUUGUUGCUCCUGGACGAGGCCACCUCUGCACUCGACACAGAGAGUGAAAAGGUGGUGCAAGAGGCGCUGGACCAGGCCAGGAAGGGCAGGACGUGUAUCAUUGUGGCCCACCGUCUGUCCACCAUCCAAAACGCAGACCGCAUCGCUGUCUUCCAGGGAGGAGUGGUGGUCGAACAGGGGACGCAUCAACAGCUGCUGGUCAAGAAGGGAGUCUAUCACAUGCUGGUCACCACACAGAUGGGCCACGGGAGGGAAUAAGAGGACAGAGAGAGGACACAGGGAGCAGUGCUACACCGAUUGUGGUUUUUUGUUUGUUUCCAGAGGGCUGGAUUAAACACUUGUGCCUUUUAUCAUCAAUUCCCUGGUUCACAUUCAAACAUUUUUAGAUUGAACAGCUUCAGUGGAACACUUGGGGUCUGAAUGUGCUUUCGACUUCUGUACUACUGUUCAUUAGUUGUCCACUUUAUGGGCCUUUUUCACAGCAGAUGUUUGGACAUGUGACAGUAGGAAAAGCACAGGUGUAAAUAAUAAAAUGAAUGACUGAAUUCCACUUUAGCCGCUUCAAUUUCAGGUUCCUAGGUUUGUUCAUGCUGGCUCACCGUCACAUCUUAGUGGGACACUUAGUAACAUAGUAGUAACACUUUUCCCACUAUGACAAGUGAAAAUAUCUGCUGUGAUAAAGACCCACGGUAUCAUACACUGUUCUGUUUAUUCUUCUCCAUGUUUGUAAAGAUUCAUUCACGUUGGCGCCCCGUCCUGCAGGGCUCAAGUAUGCCAAGUUAUUUUUUCUGUUCCGGUGGAGCUACUUGAUGAAACAAGCCUUAGUUGUUAGUGAUUUCUGAUGCCAAAUUCUGUUAACUGCAAACUGCUAAUGACAAAUGUACAGUGAUUAAAGCUGCCAAUACACUGAAGUUAUUAUACAUCAUAGUGCCUCAUGCACUGGGAUCAUAGUAACAAAUAAGUUGUGUUUUACUGUAUUUAGGAAAAUUCUUUAAUUUAUUGUCCUCGUGCAGCCUAUGUUUUUCUACUGUCUGGGUUAAUAAUUGAACAGAAGUGCCUGAACUGUUUAACCCAGGAAAAUUGCAAAUGCACAAGAUUACUUUUUGAAGAAUAUGUAUUUUACAUUAUGUAACUAUUAAAGUUCUAUAUUCAAUUA
Messenger RNA from Dicentrarchus labrax (European seabass), 4865 nucleotides. RefSeq names its product ATP-binding cassette, sub-family B (MDR/TAP), member 4 (gene abcb4). NCBI's taxonomy places the organism in Eukaryota, Metazoa, Chordata, Actinopteri, Moronidae. Gene Ontology annotation, cellular component: membrane. Gene Ontology annotation, biological process: transmembrane transport. The transcript has 28 exons. Gene Ontology annotation, molecular function: ABC-type transporter activity; ATP binding; ATP hydrolysis activity. The record is from RefSeq and is a predicted model, not a curated record. The coding region runs from base 113 to 3967 and encodes 1284 amino acids.